AUGCGACAUGGCUGUGACGUGGAUUUGAGGUCUGUCGGGUAUGAGCACGUAACGUUUUUAGCUGAGGGUAGCCUUGGCCGUUUGCAUAUCGUGAAAUCUACUGACGAUGAGGUAGCCCUAUGGGUAGCCAAACUUGUGGAUCUGACCUUGUUAAGGGAGCCGUCUGAAGCUACACAAGCCUUAUUAGAAGCUGAGUUAUUACGACGCUUACGUCAUCCUAAUAUCGUGGAGUAUGCUAACAGCUUUAUUUUAGAUGAUUUUCUAGUAAUAAUUAUGGAAUACUGUACCGGUGGAGAUCUUCAUAGCUACCUACAAAAGAAAAGAGACCGUGAUGAGGAGGUUCCUGAACGACAAGUAUUCGAAUGGGUCCGGGAUAUCUGUGCGGGACUUCGAUUCAUGCAUUGCAAUAAUGUGUUGCACUGUGAUGUUAAGAGUUCUAAUGUAUUUCUGGACGGUAAAAUGACUGCAAAAAUUGGGGACCUAGGUAUCGCAAAGGAGAUUCGUAGAGGUGCCAGAGCUCUCAGCCCUCUGAGAUGUCCUAGAGGGACACCUGUAUACAUGUCACCUGAAAUGUGUCAAAAAGAAGCGUUAACCGAGAGAUCAGAUUGCUGGGCCGUCGGCUGCAUUGUAUACGAGAUAUGCAACUUGCAUCAUGCUUUUGCUAGCAAUCUUCACCCAGCAGAUAAUGAUUCUGUCUUAAGCAACAACUCAGGAGCUACAGCUGCCUUCCUUCCUGGUGUCACCAACAGAUCCGAUCUGAGUCUGGCCUGUAAAAAGAUGCUUAAAAAUAUCAAAGGUGAUCUAAAAAGAAUUAAGAAAUCUAACGUUGGCAAUUUUGAUAGUCGUGCGCUAAAGCACUUGGAACCCCAACAAAAGCACUUGUCUUAUUGGAGCAAGAACUCAGUGUCUUUUCCUCAAGUGCUUCCUGAUCGGUACUGCCCAUUGCUGAAUUAUAUGGUCUGUGCUAUGCUCGAGCCUCAGCCAAGUGAUAGACCCACAUUAACGGAGGUAAUACAGUUGGCAGAAGCCGCUCUCGUGGAACACCGUAGCAUUUGUGAACACCAUUGUGAUGUAGAUGAUGAUUUAGAUAGUAUACCAGAGGAGCGCACUCCUGAAUCAGAUAGAUAG
Messenger RNA from Gregarina niphandrodes, 1128 nucleotides. Its product is annotated as protein kinase domain protein. The transcript is spliced from 2 exons. Lineage: Eukaryota; Apicomplexa; Conoidasida; Eugregarinorida; Gregarinidae. Gene Ontology annotation, molecular function: protein kinase activity; ATP binding. Gene Ontology annotation, biological process: protein phosphorylation. The record is from RefSeq and is a predicted model, not a curated record. Bases 1 to 1128 code for a protein of 375 amino acids.